Molecule: messenger RNA, 327 nt
Organism: Penaeus indicus
Lineage: Eukaryota; Metazoa; Arthropoda; Malacostraca; Decapoda; Penaeidae
Product: 26S proteasome non-ATPase regulatory subunit 2-like
Exons: 3
Coding region: 1-327 (108 amino acids)
Biological process (GO): proteasome-mediated ubiquitin-dependent protein catabolic process
Cellular component (GO): proteasome storage granule; proteasome regulatory particle, base subcomplex; nucleus
Source: RefSeq, a predicted model, not a curated record
AUGGCAUUCCUUGAUACCAAGACCUUAAUCCUAGGCAAGAGCCACUACCUGCUUUACUGCCUUGUCACAGCUAUCCAGCCACGCAUGUUGGUCACUUUUGAUGAACAGCUAAAUCCACUCCCAGUAUCUGUUCGUGUUGGUCAGGCUGUCGAUGUGGUUGGUCAGGCAGGCAAGCCCAAAACAAUUACUGGUUUCCAAACGCACACAACCCCAGUCUUGCUUGCACAUGGAGAGAGGGCAGAGCUUGCCACGGACGAGUACCUUCCCCUCACAUCUAUCAUGGAGGGCUUUGUAAUCCUUAAGAAAAAUCCAGAUUAUGAGACAUAG